Messenger RNA from Acaulospora colombiana, 211 nucleotides. NCBI's taxonomy places the organism in Eukaryota, Fungi, Glomeromycota, Glomeromycetes, Diversisporales, Acaulosporaceae. The record is from the annotation of a GenBank genome assembly.
CUCGAUUAUUGCAAUAGAAGUACAGUCGAUCACGAUCAACAUGACUCUCAUAGGGCAAAACUGGAAGUGAAUUGUGCCCUGUACCGUCUCGUCCAUCUGCCUUCGCGAUACAACCAGACUGCCGCAAGUGCCGUAGAUGCAGUGUCCAUUCAACAGUUCGAGAUGGUACCGCCACCAGAUUCGACCUCGCUCCAUUUGAUGGGAUAUGGAG